AUGGAAAAGAUUGGCGCACUUUUUCCAAUACAUCAUCAGAUAACAGGAGCGGAAGGAUGUGGCCAAAUAUGGGAGCAGUAUGGCAUACAGCGGGCCGAAAUCGCACUUAACACUGUUAUCGAAAUGAAUAACCAUUUGCCAUUUCGAUUAGGCAUUAGUAUACGUGAUUCAUGUUGGACAGAAAGGAUAGCGAUGGAACAAACUAUCGCUUUUCUCAGAGAAGGUGUAGCUCAGUGCUCAUGUUGUCAAAUACCUGGUUGUCAGAAGAAGAGCACACCGGUUGUUGCAGUUGUUGGACCUGCAAAAAGUUCGACGACCAUCGCUGUACAAAAUUUACUUCAAGUCUUUCGAAUCCCUCAAAUAGGUUAUGGUGCUACAACAACAGAUUUGUCGGAUAAAGAGCAAUUUCGAUAUUUUAUGCGAGUUGUUCCAUCUGAUGCAUGGCAAGCUCAAGCGAUCCUAAAAAUUUUGCUGCGCUUUAAAUGGAAAUACGUAGCUGUUGUUUAUUCUGCUGGAAAUUAUGGCGAAAAAGGUUUCGAAGAGCUGGAAAGGCUCAAAGACAAUAAUAUCUGUAUCGCAUAUUCCGAAAAAGUUAAGAGUUUAGCGGAGCCGGUGGAAUUUGAUAAGAUCCUCGCUUCAAUAUGGAAACAAAAAUCGAGACCGCAAGUUAUUGUAUGCUUCUGUGAAGGACGAACAAUGCAUGAGAUGUUCAAAGCACAACGAAGGUUACGAAAAGAUAAUCCAUCAAUAAAACCUUUUCAGUGGAUUGGUAGCGAUGGUUGGGCAGACCGACUAGAUGUAGUUGAAGGAGUUGAGCAAGAAGCAGCAGGAAGCUUUUCUAUAAGGAUUCAUUCUCCAAAUGUCGAUUGGUUUGAUGAUUAUUAUUUUUCACUGAAACCAGAAACAAAUGUGCUAAAUCCUUGGUUUCGAGAAUUUUGGGAAGAGAAGUUUAAAUGUCAACUGACUGUUCCCAAAGAUGAUUUAAUAACAAAAGUAUGUACAGGAAAAGAAAAUCUUACUAUGAACUAUAAACAGGUCCAGCUUUUUUAUUUUCCAGAAGAUUUUGAUCUUUCUGCAGUAAAUAUAUUGCAGGAUGCAAAGCUAAGCCAAGUGGUUAAUUCAAUUCGUGUUGUUGGACUAGCACUUCAAACCAUGUAUAAUGAUCGUUGUAGAGAUAAUACAACAAUUUGUACCGAAAUGUUAGCAAAUAAUGGAACUUUAUUAUAUCAAUAUCUAAUCAAUGUCACAUUUAUUGAUCAAUUUCAACAAGAAAUGUAUUUUGAUGCAAAUGGGGAUCCACCCGCAUGGUAUGACAUACUUAAUUACAUUGGUGAAAAAGAAGGAUUUCGAACGGUUGGACAUUUUCGGAAAAAGCGUGGCGAUCGUUAUCAGUUACGAAUGUCUACAAAACAAAUAGUUUUUUACGAUUUAAGUAACAAGGCUCCUGAAUCUGUAUGCAGCAAACCUUGUGGAAUUGGUCAAAGGUUUCAGCAACGUGAAACUAUGGCAUGUUGUUGGAUUUGUGAAAAUUGUUUGCCACACCAAUUUGUUAAUUAUACGAUAAAUCGUUGCCAAAACUGUACUCUUGGAUUCUGGCCUAAUAUUAAUCGCACAGGUUGUUUACCUUUACCACAUGAAGCUUUGUUAUGGACAUCAUCUGGCGUGUUGCUCGCUUUCAUUUUCGCAUUCUUUGGAAUUAUAACAACAUUUUUGACUACUUUUAUUUUCCUUAGACAUAAUCAUACACCUGUUGUCAAAUCAACAACACGCGAGCUAUCCUAUAUUAUUUUAAGCGGUAUCACAGCUUGUUAUUCAACAACAUUUGCAAUAUUAGCCCGGCCGUCUUUCGUGACAUGUUUCAUGACUCGGACAAUACCACCGAUAGCUUUUUCAAUCAUAUAUUCGGCACUAUUGACGAAAACAAAUCGAAUCGCUCGAAUUUUAGCUGGAAGCAAGAAACGAAUAUUGACCAAAAAACCAAGAUUUUUAAGUACUUCAUCCCAAGUAAUUAUUACGUGGUUAUUGGUUGCUAUUGAAUGUAUAAUCGUUGCUGCUGGUGUGAUCCAAGAAAUGCCUUAUGCAGGAUUUGAUCCAUAUUAUCAACCUAGAAGAAUGGUUCUUACUUGUUCAACAACCACUUUUGCAUUUCUCUCGCCCUUCCUAUGGAACUUAUUCCUUAUAACUUUAUGUACUUUGUAUGCAUUUAAAACUCGAAAUUUGCCAGAGAAUUUCAAUGAAGCAAAAUUUAUUGGUUUUACAAUGUAUUGUACAUUGGUUGUUUGGACAGCUUUCAUAGUACUACAUCUCGGAACAACCAAUAAAGCUUUAACAAUGAGCUUUUCAUUCAAUGUGUCAGCCAGUGUUGCGCUUGCUUUGCUUUUCUUUCCAAAAUUGUAUAUAAUAAUAUUCCAUCCGGAAAAAAACGUUCGAGCAAGCUAUGCAACAACGAAACUGAUUCGUUGUCAUUUUGGAAAUUCGCAAGGAAUGGAUAGUAAAAAUAUGUCAUCAAUUUCGAAAUUACGAACAAGCCAACAGUCAUUUUCAAGCCAUCCAACAAGAACAGCAUCAAUACAUGUAAGCCAAAGUCCAUCCCAGGAUGCAUCUACACAAACAGAUUCGAAUAAUUCGUCCUUUGCUCGAACAUUUUCAGUACUGGGUGGUAAACGCGGGUCGAAAAUGAUCAAUGAUGAUGUUAUGCAGUUAAUCGAGUGUUGUAGACGAUAUCAAGAUGAGAAAUUUCAAAGAAUAACGAGUUUGUUGCCGGAAGAACCAGAAGAUGACGAAGUCAGCAACCUUUUAGUCGAAUCGAUUGAAAAAUCUAUGCGGACUGUUCUCAGUACUGUCGCAAGACGACCACUUUGUGGCAAUCCACCUAUUCAAGAAGAAGGCCUGGAACAGGUUUGA
Molecule: messenger RNA, 2904 nt
Organism: Dracunculus medinensis (Guinea worm)
Lineage: Eukaryota; Metazoa; Nematoda; Chromadorea; Rhabditida; Dracunculidae
Source: the annotation of a GenBank genome assembly